Molecule: messenger RNA, 1890 nt
Organism: Cryptomeria japonica (Japanese cedar)
Lineage: Eukaryota; Viridiplantae; Streptophyta; Pinopsida; Cupressales; Cupressaceae
Exons: 10
Coding region: 148-1755 (535 amino acids)
Biological process (GO): protein histidyl modification to diphthamide
Molecular function (GO): 2-(3-amino-3-carboxypropyl)histidine synthase activity
Source: RefSeq, a predicted model, not a curated record
UACCAAAUUUGUAAAACCUGCGGUUUUACACGGAGGGCAGCCCACCGACCAAAAGAUUUAAAAAGCCCAGCCACCCCACACAUAUAUGCAAAGUCCCGUUGUGAACAAACUAGAACUGGACGGGUCCAUUAAUACUGAAAAAAAAUAAUGGAAGAAUCUAUGGACAUUUAUUCCUACUAUGACAUUCCAGCCACAGCUGCCUUCAUUCACAGCCGAGGUUUUAAGCGCGUUGCUUUACAGUUCCCUGAUGAGCACCUGAAACUUUCUGUUAAGGUUGUAACUGGACUGAAAAAGGAGCUUCAGUCUCUAGAAGUAAAUUCACAAAGUUGUUUCAAAGGAACAGAAAAGGGAGUAAAUCAUGGUGCUGUUCAAAUUUAUGUCAUGGCAGAUACCACAUACAGUAGCUGUUGUGUUGAUGAAGUUGGAGCUGCUCAUGCAAAUGCAGAGUGUGUGGUUCAUUAUGGUCCUGCUUGUUUCAGUCCGACAUCGAGGUUGCCUGCUUGGUUUGUUUUUGGAAAAGCGUCGCUUGAUGUAAGGGAUUGUGCAGAUCACCUGUUGGAGCUUUCAUCUUCAAUUGAAAAGCCGUUGUUGGUUCUCUUUGGGUUGGAGUAUGCCUAUGCAAUGGGGAGGCUGAAAGAGGAAAUAAGUAGAAAUUGUAUAACUGGAAAUAUAUCAAAUCCAGAGAUCAAUUUUGGAGAAGCUUUGUGCUCAGAGAUGGAUCCUUCAUUACCCAAUGCCGAUAGGAUCCUUGGGCAGGAUGGAAGCGAAAAUUCAAAAAAAUUCGCAGUUGAUGGUGAUUAUCCUUCAGGUGGCUGUGAAAGAGGGGUCCUCAAUGAGUUGGCUGAUCUGAAUCAAAUUGGAAAAUUGAAGCAUGCCUCUGAGUAUCAUCUUGGUGGUUUGAAGUGGGAGCUACCUGAAGAUCACCUAAUGGAGGACUAUCAUCUUGUUUGGAUUGGCCAGGAAGGUCCAGCUAUUGCAAAUGUCAUGCUUACAUACAAUGCAUGUGGAGUAGUUAGAUAUGAUCCUGUAUCCAAGCUUUUGUUGAGAGAUGUUCCAAGUCAGAGUAAGACCUUAAAACGCAGGUAUUAUCUUGUAGAGCGAGCAAAAGAUGCAGACAUUGUUGGUAUUGUUGUAGGUACACUUGGUAUUGCUGGCUAUCGAGAAGCUAUUUGUCAGCUCAAGAAACUAAUUAAGGAAGCAGGAAAGAAAUCUUACACUUUUGUAAUGGGACGACCAAAUCCAGCCAAGCUUGCAAAUUUUCCUGAGUGCAAUAUUUUUGUUUAUGUGGCAUGUGCACAAACAGCAUUAUUAGACAGCAAAGAGUUCUUGGCACCUCUUAUUACACCGUUUGAAGCUGUACUUGCUUUUAAAAGGGGAAGCCAAUGGACAGGUUCAUAUUUCCUUGACUUUAAAAAGUUAGUAGAGCUUCCUGCAGUAACGGCCAAAGAUAGAUCUGAGGAAAUGCACUUUUCAUUUAUCAAAGGUGGAUAUGUUGGUGAUGAUGCAGGCCCAGAUGAUGUUGAGAAAGAGAAGAGAACCAUUAUUCUUGCAAAUGCUACGGAAAAAGCUCUUCAACUCAAUGAAAAUUCUGCAAAUUCUCUUGUUAUGAAAAAUACUGCAAAAUCUGGAGCUGAAUUUCUUUCCUUGAGAAGCUAUCAAGGAUUGGAAGUGCAUAAAGAGAGAGAACCAUCCUAUUCUUAUAUAAAAGGCAGGAGUGGAAGAGCAUGGGGAUAUGAAGAAGAAGCGAAUAAAUGAAUGCCGACUUCUGACAAUUUUGUUUAUCCACAAUGAUUUGCAGGAUGAACAGCUGUGUAAUAUAUAAGAAAAUGGUCCUGAGGUGCAUGCAAAUGAUUUUCGUGUUGGAGUUUAUGUAAAUGUUACUGUUAUGUA